CGUAAUCUAAGAUUAAUUAUGGAAUAUUUACCAUAUGGAAGUUUACGAGACUACCUCCAAAAACAUAAAGAACGGAUAGAUCACAAGAAACUUCUGCAGUACACAUCUCAGAUAUGCAAGGGCAUGGAGUAUCUUGGUACAAAAAGGUAUAUUCAUAGAGAUCUAGCAACAAGAAAUAUAUUAGUGGAGAAUGAGAACAGAGUUAAAAUUGGAGAUUUUGGAUUAACUAAAGUCUUGCCACAAGACAAAGAAUACUAUAAAGUGAAAGAACCUGGUGAAAGUCCCAUAUUCUGGUAUGCUCCAGAAUCUCUAACGGAGAGCAAGUUUUCUGUGGCCUCRGAUGUUUGGAGCUUUGGAGUGGUUUUGUAUGAACUUUUCACAUACAUUGAAAAGAGUAAAAGUCCGCCAGCGGAAUUUAUGCGUAUGAUUGGCAAUGACAAGCAAGGACAGAUGAUUGUGUUCCAUUUGAUAGAACUCCUGAAGAGUAAUGGAAGAUUACCAAGGCCAGAUGGAUGCCCAGAUGAGAUUUAUAUGAUCAUGACAGAGUGCUGGAACAAUAAUGUAAAUCAACGCCCCACCUUCAGGGACCUAGCACUUCGAGUGGAUCAAAUAAGGGACAGCAUGUCUGGCUGAAAGAAAUCGUGUUUAAACUGAGACCAAAGUACACUUAGAAAAGAAAGUUUUAUAUUUCACAGUGCUGUGGACUAUAUUUACACAUAUCAUUCUUAUAUAAACCAUGAUGCCCGCUGGCAAAGAUGUGAAAAUACCUGCUCAAAACUUCAAACUUUUGUGAAUUUUUCUUCAUUCAGCCAUCUGUAGAGGAUACUAAUGAAGAGUCUUGAGCAAGAAAGUUUGUGAAAAGUAUCAUGAAUUUUGUCAGUUACAUCUCCUCCUCUAGCAAAAGAAAAAAUAGACUUUUUUUCAACUCAGCUUUUUGAGAGAUGAAAUAUUAUAAUGUAAAUUUUUCAAUGUUAAAGAUACAUAGAAUAUAUAUGUACAGUUUUUACCACAGUGAAUGUAUUAUACUUUGGCAUCUUGUGUGAGAUACACAAGGGCUGAUGUUCAUUAGUAAUGUUUUCUAAUUUUUCCAUAAUUGAUUUAAAUAACUUCAUUAUGCAAACAAAUUAAGAUGCUUAAGAAAUUGAAUAAGCAACUUUGUGUUCUUGUUCAUCUGUGUCACUGUCUGGCAAUAUUAAGCAGGCUUAUACUUUUGACUUGUAGUUUCAUGUACUGUAAAUAUUUUUCAAAGCAGAGGGAACAAAAGUCUAGUUUUAUUUGUAUAGGGAAUUUCCCUGACCUUCUAAGGAACACAUUUUGAAAUGGAACAAGCUUACAAAGACAUAACACAAUCUAUUUUCUUAUUUGUUUCCCUUGUAUCUGUUUGUGGUAAGUAUGUUUUUUUUUUUAAAUAGAAGUAUCUUCAGACUUUUCUAAGACUAUAAUGAAUAGUAUUCUUUAAAAUUUUUGAGAUUAAGAAUGCUGGAAAUAUUGUCAUCCCUUGAGCUGUUGACUGCCAAUAAGAUUCUUCAAUCCCUGGGACCUGUGGUAAUGCAUUACAUUUAAACAUAAGCCAUAAAAUAAUUUCUAAAAUGUACAAGCUCAUUAAGAUGCAUAUUGGAUUAAGAAUUAUUUUUCUAAAGAGUAUGUAUUUGAGUGGUUUCCAAACUUUCUAUUGCAGUCAUAGAUUUUUUUAGAGUGUCUCCUACACAAAAGAGGUAAAUUGGUGAAAAAAUAUGCUUAUAAUAAUUUGAUUCAAAAAUUCUAGUAGAAAAUUCAUGAUGUAUAGCUUUAAGGAAAAGGAGAGAGAACAUACAUAUUUUCAUACAAGUGUAAAGAAUUUGUUGUCUUCAUUCGUUUUACUGUGACUCCAUUUAGAUCCCAUACCUAAAAUAAAAUAUGGUGGGUUUGUGUGUGU
Messenger RNA from Urocitellus parryii (Arctic ground squirrel), 1915 nucleotides. The record is from RefSeq and is a predicted model, not a curated record. NCBI's taxonomy places the organism in Eukaryota, Metazoa, Chordata, Mammalia, Rodentia, Sciuridae.